AACACUUAUUUGCUUUGUGGAUUGCACAGGUUGGUGCGUUUUUCUAAUAUUUGUGUUAAAGUGUGCUCAGAUCAGUUUAUUGUAUUUUCAGGAAGAAUAUACGAUUGAAAAGAACAAUCCCCAUCAUGGCUACCAACCACCGAGAGGCCAUUCAAAUGCAGAUCCAGCAGGACUGGGCCAACCGCGAGUACAUCGAGGUCAUCACCAACAGCAUCAAGAAGACGGCCGAGUUCCUCAACUCGUUCGACCUCAGCUGCAAGUCGCGGCUGGCCAUCCUCAACGAGAAGCUGACCAAGCUGGAGCGGAAGAUAGACUAUCUGGAGGCGCGCGUGACCAAGGGAGAAACGCUCAACUAGUGGUGACUGUAGUGUGGGACUCACGGUGAUUAGAACACUGAGACACACUGGAAACUCGCGUCGCGCGUGGUGUCUGAACAUGGUGCGGUCCCAUGGAACGUCCACUGAAGUAGUCGUCUCUGGCAGACUUCUGUACGGCCCGGAACGACUGAACUAUCAGAGUACCUGCUGCUAGUGGCUGAACCCGAGUGAAUAUUAGUUUUCCAAGCGCAAUUGGGUACAAUUGCGCUUGGAAAACAAUGACGUGCUACUUGCCGGAUGCAUUUAUCGCAGCCCCUCAGGCGACCCCCAUCGAAGUGUUGAUGAUUUGUCUUGCUUACUCCAAAAUGCGAUUUCUCUCAAGCACACUCACCUGCUCAUUGUUGGGGAUUUUAACAUUCCUCAGAUUGACUGGGAAAACAACUUUUGCAGCGCAUCUGAAGCACAUUUUGCCAACAAGUUUUUGUCUGCCGUUCAGGAUGCAUUCCUGUUCCAGCAUGUCACCAAGCCUACCAGAUUUAGAGAGGGUUGUAGGCCUAGUAUACUGGAUUUGGUGUUUACAAAUGAUGAGAAUAUGAUAACAAAGAUCAAAUAUUGUCCUGGACUAGGAAGGAGUGAUCAUGUGCUACUGAAAUGCGAUAUUGCCUGUUACAACAAAAAAUGUUCUUCUGCCGGCUUGAAAUGGAAUUUUCACCGCGCUGACUUCACGGCCUUGCGUGUAAAACUACAUGCAGUUGACUGGAGCUGUUUGUCAACCAUGAGUGUAGACGCGGGUUACAAGUGGUUUAGGAGCAAACUUGAAUCGCUGAUGAGUGAGUGCAUACCCAAAGCAAGGAGCGUCAAGUCUAAAAAGAACGUUUACAUGAAUAGCCGUUCACUAAACCUCAAGAAGAAGAAGAAGGUACUGUGGUCAGUGUACAUGAGAACGCAAGACCCGAUCGACUAUAGCAGAUACAAGAUUUGUAGAAAUAAGCUUAGGACAUUGACUCGCCAGUUAAGGAAAGAUUUUGAAGCUAAGAUAUCAGCAAACAUGAAAGUAAACCCGAAGGCUUUUUGGAAAUAUGUGAACAGCCGCCGUAAAGUUAAAUCAAGUAUUGGUGAUCUAAGAAACGACCAGGGCCAGCUUGUUAGCGAGGAAAAAGAGAAGGCCUCGCUCCUGAAUGACGUCUUCUCAGGCGCAUUCACUAUUGAAAAAACGGAUGUCGUGCCACAACUAGCAAACCGUUACACAGGGCCGCCGCUGAUCGAUAUACCAGUCAACCUUUUCACGGUGAUGGAAAAGCUUAAAGCACUGAACCCCAAUAGUGCCCCAGGAGCUGAUGACAUUCACCCCCGCGUUUUAAGGGAGUUGAGUGGUCCUCUCUCCCUUCCCUUGACAUUACUGUUCCGAAAAUCGCUUGAAACUGGGUCUAUUCCUGCAGACUGGAAGCACGGUAAAGUCAUACCCAUCUUUAAGAAAGGUGAAAAGGAAGACCCAAGAAACUAUAGACCUGUCAGCCUCACAUCUGUUCCCUGUAAGAUUCUUGAGUCGCUCAUCCGUGAUUGUUUAAUGGACCAUUUGCUGUCAAAUGACCUGCUGUCCAAGGACCAACAUGGCUUCCGCCCGAAGCGAUCUUGUGACACGCAACUGCUUGACUCUAUAGACUCAUGGAGCCGCCUGUUGGAGGACAAGACGGAGGUCGAAGUGAUUUACCUUGACUUCCGAAAGGCGUUCGACUCCGUCCCACACAAGAGACUGAUAGGCAAGCUGCGCUGUUAUGGUAUUGGUGACCGAGUGUUGUCUUGGAUUGAAUCAUUCCUGGAAGGCAGAAUGCAGCAAGUGUCCCUAUAUGGAAACCUGUCAGACCUGGUCCCUGUGCGCAGUGGUGUGCCCCAAGGCUCAGUGUUGGGCCCAUUGCUCUUCUUGCUUUAUGUCAAUGACUUGCCAGAUGCUGUCACUUCAAAUGUGCGAAUGUUCGCGGAUGACACAAAGCUGUUCUCAGGCAUCUCUUCUGAACAUGAUGUACGGACAUUGCAGGCAGACCUGAACGCCCUCGUGGAAUGGUCUAGAACUUGGCAGCUGCCAUUUAACGAGAAUAAGUGCAAAGUGCUUCAUGUUGGUGCAGCCAAGGACCGCCACUCAUUUCAAAUGGGGUCGGACAGACUGACAAACACGUCAGUCGAGAGAGACCUGGGUGUGCAGGUCGACUCAAUCUUGAAGUUUCGACAGCAAGCGUCUACGGCGGUCUUCAAAGCGUCUCAAGUUCUUGCGGUCAUCCGCCGGUCCUUCGCCUUUUUAGAUGAAUUUACCCUGCCUCUUCUUUUCAAAUCUCUCGUGCGGCCUCACCUGGAGUUCAGCAGUCUUGUUUGGGGUCCGUUCAAUAGAGCUGAUCAGAAGGCAGUCGAAAGGGUCCAAAGAAGAGCCACCCGGUUAGUGGUGAGCAUCCGCCACCUUCCAUAUCCUGAAAGGCUGAAGAGACUGAAGCUCCCGUCACUGUAUUAUCGGCGUAGACGCAUGGAUAUGAUUCACGCAUACAAGAUGCUGCACGGCCACGUUGAUACUGAUCCUUCAGAGCUUCUGGCAACGAAUCCUGAAAGGCGAACUCGGGGUCACACACUUAAACUACGGAAGCCUCGUGCAACCUGUCGUGCCAGACUGAAUUCAUUUUCUGUACGGUGUAUUAACGAUUGGAACGGGCUUCCAGCAGAAAUUGUACAUUCGCCCUCAGUCAACGUCUUUAAGAACAGGCUGGAUGCGCACUGGGAGUCGAUCUGGUACUCCACUCCUGUAACAGACUGAGUACUAAGUGAAGUUAUGGAAAUCGGCGAGAACGGGCCCUACAGGACAUCGUGCCUCUUGUCCCGAUAACACGAAGAUGAAGAUGAAGAUGAAGAUGAAUAUCGAUGCCCGCUCUUGAGCCAUGUGCUUCUUGAUAUGUGGUGAAGUAAGGGAUGACUGUAUACUGUGUCCAAAGGACGUUAGCCAGCGCAUUAUUGAAACGGUCAAACCAAGGUGAAGCCAUUAUCUCCCGACCAGAGAUUCUCGGUCGAGCGCUUCCAAUGCCAUUUCUGUUUUAAUAUUUACAUCGACUGCAAAGAAGAAGGCCAUACACUUGAAGAACUUUGUCGCUUAGUUAGUAUAGAAGCAACAACCAGUCGACAAACUUUGCUUUAUGCCGCAUGCGACCGAUCAAUCCUCAUGUUGCUUGUGUGGCCACCAUGUACAAGAUGUUUUGUUUUGUAAAGAAACAAUGACGUAGACUACAAUACAUAGAUACGUCAG
Amphibalanus amphitrite is the source of this 3597-nucleotide messenger RNA. Its product is annotated as probable protein BRICK1-B. Gene Ontology annotation, biological process: cell motility; regulation of actin polymerization or depolymerization; actin filament organization. The transcript has 2 exons. The record is from RefSeq and is a predicted model, not a curated record. Lineage: Eukaryota; Metazoa; Arthropoda; Thecostraca; Balanomorpha; Balanidae. Gene Ontology annotation, molecular function: protein-containing complex binding. Gene Ontology annotation, cellular component: SCAR complex; WASH complex. Bases 126 to 356 code for a protein of 76 amino acids.